Messenger RNA from Caenorhabditis angaria, 374 nucleotides. The record is from the annotation of a GenBank genome assembly. Lineage: Eukaryota; Metazoa; Nematoda; Chromadorea; Rhabditida; Rhabditidae.
AUGUCGUCCAACAAAAAAGUGCUCACAAAUGCUGUAAGUUUGUUGUUUUGUUUAUUCGAAUGCGAGAAUCCCAAUCAUUUUUUUCCAGCAAAAAGAAGCAUUGCACCACGCAGAUGAACUCGAAAAGGAGGCGAAUCGCCGCAGAAGUGUCGAGGUUUGUUUAACUAACAGUUUCUUGCAUGUCAAUGAACAUGUAAAAAUUUCAUGUGAGCUCAAAAAAUCUUGAUUAUUUCCAGAAAAAAUCGACAAGCUCUUACACUGAAGACCGAACUCAGUCUUCAAGAUCCAACUCAAGAUCUCAUCACUCGAACUCGACCACUGGAGGUGGAUCGAGCAGCAGCAGCUCGAGAAGAGACAGAAGCUCUCGCAGAUAA